GGCAGUGAUGUUGGAGUCGCGGUGAGCAGCCGUAUGUCCACCUACUGCUUCCCGCAUGGCGGAUCCACGUAGAGAUGCGACGUACAAGAUGAGUGGUAGCACUGCUCGAACUGACACUUAGAGGACGCUAUAAUGCUCUGUUGGAGGGGCAGACACUGGUUUGCGACGAUGGUUUUCGCUUUCCACCGUUAUCGCCGAUCUUAUGUCCGGCCCAUGUCAUCCGCCGUCCCACGGCUUGGCUCUAUGCCUAUCGUUCUUAUAGGUGGCAUGCUCCUAGUUCAGGUUGUAGGCAGUGGAAAUAUUGUAUGCGACGACGACAUUGAAAUAUUAUGGCAAUUACCAGACCGUCCUUCACAUCAGAUUGGUACCUGCUGGGCAUUAUGACGGACCACAUUU
Messenger RNA from Aspergillus piperis CBS 112811, 396 nucleotides. RefSeq lists its product as uncharacterized. The record is from RefSeq and is a predicted model, not a curated record. Lineage: Eukaryota; Fungi; Ascomycota; Eurotiomycetes; Eurotiales; Aspergillaceae. The transcript has a single exon. The coding region runs from base 169 to 384 and encodes 71 amino acids.